CAGCUAAAAGCUGCAUGAUGUGUGUAAUGUACGCCCAUAAGCCAUCCACCAACGCUCUCUCUCUUAUUACCUCAUCUCACCCCUUCAUCCAAUUCAACAACCAUCCUUCACAGAUUCAAACCAAAACCAAUUUCGCUUUUAUUAAAAUACAUACGUACAUAAACCCUAUUCCAAAUUCCAAUCCAAAUCCCAAUCUCACCCAAACAUAAAAAUAUAACUAAUUCACUUUUCAUUCUCAGUUGUUUCAUCAAAUCACUACCAUAUAAUUCACAUAUUCCAAGAUAAAUAGAAAAACAAAAAAGAGUGUUGUUAGAACUGGAGCGAGCAAGUUGUUGUCUUGUGAGAAAUGCCAAGUGUGGCUGUGAAGCUCUACAGCGUAUUCUUCAAGUUCCUCUUGAAGCACCGUUUACAAAAUCGGAUUCAAGCUCAACCCGACCACAAUAAUAGUAAUUCUGACCCGUUUGGCGUUACUUCACGACCCGAAGAAUCCGUCGCUAAUUCUAACCCUUCUUUCACCGACGGCGUCGCCACCAAAGACAUUCACAUCGAUCCUUUCACUUCUCUUUCCAUUCGAAUCUUCCUUCCUCAAUCUGCACUUUCCCCACCCGAACCUCAUUCCAAACCUAAGUCCAACCCUAAACAUGAUCCCGAACCUGGAUCUGUCACUUCUCGACGCUAUAGUUAUGGUCCUCCACACAAGGAAGAGCUUCGAGGGAACAAUUUCGGAGCUAGUAAUGGUGUCGAGGGUUUGAAUUUGAUGAGCGCCGGCGUUGGUGCCGAUGCUGGAUUGUACCGUGGAUAUGCGCCGGCGUUGGAUAAUCGCCGGAGAAAACUUCCGGUGAUGUUGCAGUUUCAUGGUGGUGGUUGGGUUAGUGGGAGCAAUGAUUCUGUGGCGAAUGAUUUGUUUUGCCGGCGGAUCGCCAAGCUUUGUGAUGUGAUUGUGAUUGCUGUUGGGUAUAGGCUGGCGCCGGAGAGCCGGUAUCCGGCUGCGUUUGAGGAUGGGUUGAAGGUGUUAAAUUGGUUGGCGAAGCAGGCGAAUUUGGCUGAGUGUAGUAAGUCAAUGGGGAUUGGAAGAGUUGGAGGAGGAAGCCAUGGUGGUGGUGGUGGUGGAGUUAGUGAGUUUAACAAAUCAGAUGCUCAUAGGCAUAUUGUUGAUUCAUUUGGAGCUUCAGUGGUUGAGCCUUGGUUGGCUACUCAUGGAGAUCCAACAAGAUGUGUUCUUGUUGGAGCAAGUUGUGGUGCAAAUAUUGCAGACUAUGUGGCUCGAAAAGCUGUGGAAGGACGCAAGCUUUUCGAGCCUGUCAAGGUGGUAGCACAGGUCCUGAUGUAUCCAUUUUUUGUUGGAAGUGUUCCCACACGUUCUGAAAUAAAAUUAGCAAACUCCUACUUUUAUGACAAGGCUAUGUGCAUGCUUGCAUGGAAACUUUUCCUACCUGAAGAAGAAUUUAGUUUGGACCAUCCAGCUGCUAAUCCCCUGGUCGUAGGCCGGUCUCCUCCUUUAAAGUUUAUGCCUCCAACAUUAACAGUAGUGGCAGAGCUUGACUGGAUGAGGGAUCGUGCCAUUGCUUACUCAGAGGAGCUCCGGAAGGUGAACGUUGAUGCACCUGUUCUUGAGUAUAAGGAUGCAGUACAUGAAUUUGCAACACUUGAUGUACUUCUCAAAAGCCCUCAGGCCCAGGUUUGUGCCGAGGACAUUGCCAUCUGGGUCAAGAAAUAUAUUUCACUUCGAGGUCAUGAAUUCUCGUAUUGAGUAGGAUAUAAAAAAUUAUGAAGAUGAUUCGCUGGAAGAUAAUUACCUUCCCUCAACUUCGAAAAUAGCUUCAGAUCACUCCUUUGCUGAUAUUACCCAGGAUCAGUUGUCUUGAUUGGUUUUGAUGCUUGAUAAGGUGUUGAAUGUUGACCGGUUCCAUGUUUGUACCACCUGCCAGUUCUUUUGUAAGAUAGACUUGUCUGAGAUAGUAGGAUUAGUUCAACCAUUGAGAUGCAUAUACGUCAUGCGUACCUUUCGACAUUCCUGUGCCAUUUUUUCAUGUGUAUUAUCAUGUCAUAUUCCUCAUUGAAAUAUAUAAAAUAUAUUUACCGUUGGUUCUUAGUUUGUGGAUCUCAUUUACCAUGAA
Molecule: messenger RNA, 2117 nt
Organism: Cicer arietinum (chickpea)
Lineage: Eukaryota; Viridiplantae; Streptophyta; Magnoliopsida; Fabales; Fabaceae
Product: probable carboxylesterase 11
Molecular function (GO): hydrolase activity
Source: RefSeq, a predicted model, not a curated record